Messenger RNA from Scomber japonicus (chub mackerel), 6814 nucleotides. RefSeq names its product unconventional myosin-IXb-like. NCBI's taxonomy places the organism in Eukaryota, Metazoa, Chordata, Actinopteri, Scombriformes, Scombridae. Gene Ontology annotation, cellular component: myosin complex. Bases 466 to 5925 code for a protein of 1819 amino acids. The record is from RefSeq and is a predicted model, not a curated record. Gene Ontology annotation, molecular function: GTPase activator activity; ATP binding; microfilament motor activity. Gene Ontology annotation, biological process: intracellular signal transduction. The transcript has 40 exons.
ACUAUCACUUUCUCUCUCUCUCGCUUACGCAUUUUCUGUGCACUUUUUUCUCCUAUUGGAGGAAGGAAAACGGGUGACAUCUUUCAGGUCAGUGAAGGGAAAACCACUUAUUUUCACCUCGUCGACGGGUGUGUGUCUGUGUGUGUGUUUGUGUGUGUGUGUGUGGAGAAAUCUAGGAAGUAACAUUGGCCAAACUUCUCGACCAGGACGACGGGAAGGCGAUAAUCCUCAUUUUCUCAAAGACACUGUGAUUUUUAGGAGCUAUAACGUCGCUGAGCUGCUGGGAAAAGUAAUUUUACGUCGUUUAAAACUGCGCGUAAACACCUUUUUACCUUUUUUGGGUGGGUGGAACCGCAGGUGAAGAAAGUUUUUUUUUUUUUAGUAAAGGAGUAAGUUACAUUAACGCUACUUAGCCGGAGUUUCAGCAGGCUUUCCAAUAUGAAAUGAGUGGUUUCCCUCGAAAGGAUGAGCACUACAGAUGGAGAGGCCCGUGUUGUCCAGAUCUACCCCAGGCUAUCCCAGGACACGGUUACCUACUGUCCCCUGCAGGUCAACGCUGUGGACACGGCGAGGACGGUCAUCCACAAUGCUGUGGUCACUUUGGGGCUGGACUCCAGCCUGACUUACUGCCUGCUUGAGGUCAGGAAGAGCGGUGGAGAGGAGUGGAUGCUGGAAGAUGAGGACUGCCCUUUGGAGCGAGUCUUGCUGUGGCCCAAAGGAGCCCAGAAGUGGCACCCGGAGAACCAUGGGUACUACUUUAUCCUGCAGCAGAAGCAGGCAAAGCACACCAGCACAGAGGAGUAUGAUGAUCUCUGCAACCUACCCGCUGUAACUGAGGACAGCAUUCUGGACGCUUUACGUGAACGCUUCCACAAGCGCAAAAUCUACACAUACGCCAGCAACAUCCUCGUCGCCAUCAAUCCCAAUAAGUUCCUUCCUGUUUACUACAACCCUAAGUACAUCAAGAUGUACGAGAACCAGCUACUGGGCAAACUGAGCCCUCACAUAUUUGCCAUAGCAGAUGUGGCCUUCAGAGCCAUGCUGAUCAGGCAUGUUAACCAGUGUAUUGUGAUAUCUGGUGAGAGCGGCUCAGGGAAGACUGAAAGCAGCAGUUAUCUCAUCCACUGCCUUACUGCACUCAGUCAGAAGACGUACUCCAGUGGGCUCGAACGGACCAUCCUCGGGGCCAGCCCAGUGCUAGAGGCCUUUGGCAACGCAAAGACUGCAAAGAAUGAUAACUCCAGUCGCUUUGGGAAGUUCAUCCAGCUCAACUACCUGGAGAGUGGUGUGAUAAGAGGGGCCGUUAUCGAAAAGUACCUACUUGAAAAGUGCCGGCUGGUUUCCAGAGAUAAAAACGAAAGGAACUAUCACGUGUUCUACUAUCUGCUGGUGGGAGCGUCCAAAGAAGAGCGGGAGGAGUUUCAUCUAUUACAGCCACAAGAUUUUCGCUACCUCAAGAAGGAAGACUUCCUCUUAGAUGAUGAGGAGAAACUUGGGCAGGAGUACAAUAGGCUCCAUCAAGCCAUGGAGAUGGUUGGCUUCCUGGCCUCCACCAAGAAACACAUAUUUUCGGUCCUGUCUGCCAUCUUGCACCUGGGAAAUGUGACGUACACUCAGACAGAGGACACUGAAGUCCUGGAGGUUGGACCUGCUGAAGUCUUGUCCACAUUGUCUGACCUGCUCAAGGUAAAAAAGGAGCUACUGGUGAAGGCUUUGACCAAGAAGAGAGUGCUGACUUCCAAAGACGCAGUAGUCUCACAGUACACACUACAAGAGGCUGCUACCAUGCGGGACUCCAUGGCAAAGUCCUUGUACAGUGCUCUGUUUGACUGGAUCAUCCUUCACAUCAACCACGCUCUACUUAAUAGACGAGACAUGGAGGAGUCUGUUUCUUGUUUGUCCAUCGGCGUUUUGGACAUGUUUGGAUUUGAGAACCUCCAGGCAAACAGUUUUGAACAGCUGUGCAUCAACUACACCAAUGAGAAACUGCAGCAUUACAUCAACCAGCACAUCUUUAAGAUUAAGCAAGAAGAUUAUGUGGCAGAGGGAAUCACCUGGCAAAACAUCAGCUACACUGAUAACACUGGCUGCAUUCAGCUGAUCAGUGAGAAAACAGUCGGACUCUUUGACCUGCUGGAUGAGGAGAGCAAACUCCCUCAGGCGACAGAUGAAACCCUGUUGGACAAGUUGAAACAGCAGCAUCAGGACAACCUCUUCUUUGUACCCACGACAGACAGGAAGCCAACAUUUGUUGUUCGGCAUUUUGCUGGGAAAGUUGAAUAUCACAUCAAGGGUUUCCGAGAGAAAAACACAGAGCACAUGUGUCCCGAGGUCAUCUCACUCCUCCGCAGCAGCGAGCUGGCAUUCGUGCAUCACCUGGUUGCGUCCAGUCCAGAAGCCCUGUUUCGAUGGGGUGUCCUCAGAGCCACCAUUCGCAUCCUCACAGUAUUCAAGAGCAUGGGACGCAAGCAUGCAGAAUUGGUCGCAGCCAAACGUGCCCCCCGCAAGUCCCUCAGAGACAUGAAACAGCAAAACACCACGAAGAGACUUUCUAGCAACAGCAUGUCACUGGAUUUCUCCUUUGAUCACUCCGAUGAGCAUCCUCUUGAUGUAUUUGAAGACAUCUUUGCCAAUUUUGAAAAGAGAAAAAAAAACAAAGGCGGUCGACAGAAGCAAGUCAUUCCAAAGAAUCUCAUGGAUUCAUGCUCACUCAAACAUAUUGUGAGUCUCGCUGCACACGACCGAACAAGCAAAUCCAUCCCUCACCCCCUCCAGAGGACAAAGCCUCCUACAAUUAGUGCUCAGUUUCAGGUAUCACUUAAGAGGCUGAUGGACGCAAUUGAAAAAGCAGAGCCUUCCUUUAUUAUCUGCAUGCGCUCCAAUGCUGUAAAGAAGGAACUCCACUUUGAUGAUGAACUUCUGCUUCAGCAAAUCAAGUACACAGGCUUACUGCAGAUUGUUCACAUUCAGAAGUCUGGUUACAGUGCCAAGUACACUUUUAAGGAAUUUGUAGAGAAGUUCAGAAUUUUGCUUCCAAAAGGAGCAACUGGGACUCCAGAGCACAUAACUGAGCUGUUUAAGAAGAUGGACCUGGAUACGACUGCCUACCAAAUAGGAAAAACCAAGGUGUUCCUCAGGGAAAAAGAGAGGCAACUGCUCCAAGACACUCUUAACAAGGAGGUGAUGCGUCGCAUCAUCACCCUGCAGCGCUGGUUUCGUGCUUGUCAAUUAAGGUUGCAUUUCCUACAAAAAAAAGAUGCCACCCGGCUCAUACAGAGGAGCUGGCGUGAGUUUUACGAGAAACAAAACCGAGCUGCAACAGUGAUGCAGACAGCAUGGCGGACUUCACUCCAAAUGUCAAAGGACGAGGAGGACACAGAGAAGACACCCAACAGCCGACCUGGACGAGAUAGCUUGACGAAAAAAGAGUUGAAGAGGCAGGAGAAAGUGGAGCUCAGCCCCAACAGGACACAGCAGCUCGACCCAGCCAACAGCCAGUCUGCACAGAGGUCCAGGAGCAGGGAGAAACAAGAGGGCAGGGUAUCUCCUCCCCCACUCAAUAGACCCUUCUCCGUUCCUCUGGACCCUAAAUUUGUCGAUGAUGAUGAUUCCACCAGCCACAUGAAGAUCAGCUCCCUGCAGCGCUACAAAGAUGGAGACAUAAAGGAGAAGGCCGAGAGGUGGAGGGAAAAAAUAAGCGAAGGUGAACCAACAGAUGAAUCAAGUCCAGAGGUACAGCGACGGAGAGACAAUCGGAAAAAUGACUUUCAGCGCAAAGGGAAGUCCAUGUCUGCUGACGAACUGUCCAAGAUAAGCUCAUCAGGCUCUGAUAGUUCACCUUCUACAAAUGAGCUUGCAGCAGAAGCUGAUGGGUCAAGGUUUAGCCUUCCAGCCAGAAGCACCAGCGAGGAGGCACGACAACGGGGAUCAACCCAGUCACUCACAACUCCUGAGAAGAUUUGGUUUCUCGGAAGAUUCCUGAAGAAGCGAACGCCUAAAUAUUCCCCCACCAAUGAACCGUCUCCAUCAGAUAAAUCUGUGGUCUUGCCCAGCUACACCCCACAUCCCUACCACCACAACAGUGGGAGGGACAAUCGCAACCCCCAAAUUCGAAUCAGCCGGGCCACACGCGCUCUUGAGUGGAACGCAUCUCUGGACCGUGAGAUCACCAACCCCAAAGAGCUGCGAAACCUGGACGAAUUCCUCGGCAACCAGGUGAAUGAGCUGCAAUCAAGAGUAAAAGAGCUUUCACCCACAGAGAGCAUCUUCCUCUCAGCCACCAUGCAGUUCAGAGAGACCAUCAAAAGCAUGUACUCUCUCCAGAAACCCCAAAUCGCCUACAAAGAUCUAAUGAAGGGCUAUCGUAACAAAGUGAACACACUAGCAGAUCACACACAGAAAAGUGAAGUGUCACUGGUGGUCAAUCUGUUCCAGUCUGUACUUGACGGAUUCAUCAGGGGGAAGAUGAAACAAGCAGAGUAUGAACCAGUCAAGGCUACCAAGGCAACAAAGAAGAGAAGGAAAAAGGACAAAUGUCUUGAUAGUCCUCUGGAUCACUUGUUCAGCACAUACCAGGUGAACAUUAUGCAGUCAUGUGACCUGUGUGGUUCCUACAUCUGGGGAAUGGAGAAAGCGUACAUGUGCAGUGCUUGCAAGUUAAUUUGUCACAAGAAAUGCCUGAGCAAAAUCAUCACAGAUUGUUCAACGCGAUGUGCCAGACUCGAUGACAACGCACCAGGUUCCCUUCACUUUGGGGUGCAGGUGUGCGUCCUCACCAGUAAAGCUAACCCUGUGCCCAAGGUGGUGGAGAUGUUACUAAUGCACGUGGAGCUAAAUGGCCUUUACACAGAAGGCAUCUACCGCAAGUCGGGGUCAACCUGUCGAGCAAGGGAGCUCCACCAAAUUCUCGAGACUAAUCCUGAAGGAGCAUCUUUGGACAACUACCCCAUCCACACAAUCACAGGUCUGGUUAAACGUUGGCUCAGAGAGCUGCCUGACCCCCUCAUGACCUUCUCCCUCUACCAUGACUUCCUGCAUGCCGUGGAGCUGCCAGAGAAAGCUGAGAGAAUAAGGGCUGUAUACCAAAAGGUGGAUGAACUUCCUCCUGCCAACUACAACACACUGGAGAGGCUCAUCUUUCACCUCGUCAAGGUUGCAAAGGAUGAACACCACAACAAGAUGUCAGCAAGCUCUCUUGCGAUCGUGUUUGCCCCCUGCAUCCUGCGCACUCCUAAUGCUGAUGACCCCUUCCUCGGUAUGAAGGAUGUGUCAAAGACUACUCAGUGUGUGGAGAUCCUGAUCGCUGAGCAGAUGAGGCGGUACACAGAGAAGAUGCAGAAUAUCCAGCAGUUGGAAUACGCAGAAGCUUUGGCUGUCAAUCAGCUCAGACUGAAGAGACAAAACACGGUUGUCGACAAACCCUCAGAGCUUGAGGUUCCCAAGCAAUUAGAUUCUGAUGAAACAGAGAAGACCCUCAUUGAAAGGAUCAAAUCCAUCAAGCAAGAGAAGGUGGACUUGGCGUGCAGGUUACCUGACCUGGAGCAGGACCAGUCUGACAAUGAUAACCUGGACUCGUUGUCAUCAAUGAGUACAGACAGCCUAGAGGACCGUCUGAGAAGUCUGGACUCGGAAGCAAAGGUGACUUUGCGGAACACCCAGAAGCCUGCCUGCCCACAAAAACCUGCUGACUUGGCAGAGAGAGUCAGAAGUCUAAUGGCUCAGACAGAUGAUGAACAGAGAGAGUUCAAAUCUGCUGAAUUCCUGCCAGGACGUACAGAUGUUACCCAAUCCAUGUGUUUCCUGCCCAGCCAAGACAACUUAGACUCCUCUGCAUCCGGCAAGUCACAGCUCACCAGCAGGGCUCACAAUGGGAGCUUUGACGACCUGGACAUCCCUUACAUAGAUGAGGAAGAAGAUCCAACCUGAGCAUAACACCACAAGUUGUAAUAAAAUUAAAUAUCCUCAAUAAUGUGUUAAAAGAGGACUUGUGUUAUGGCAAAAAGAACUGUGCACUUUGUUUUAUGGACUUUUCCAUUUGUCUGUGCUGCUAUGGAAAUGCAGUUAGUGCGUUGGGAAUGUAUAUGUAUUUAAUGGGAGAUCAUACCAACUUUUCUUUCAGCGUCUUUAUACCAGAUCUGGAGAAGACCCAACAGUUGUGACUACUCAGCAUCUUUAUAUCAGUACACUGAUUACACUGUACAUGAUUACACUUUUAAACACUGUACAUGAAAUGUUUUAUAAAGGCAGUUAUUUAGGAUCAGUUCUGCUAAGCUGUUUGACAAGCUGUGUCUCGUCUAUAGAUACAAACAAGACAGUGUCAUGAGGAGCAAUAAAAGAAUAGAAAAUAGAAGUGCUUCCGUUACUAAUGGACAUUAUUCUGAGAUCAACCACUAUAGUACUAAUGGGGGUUUACGCAGUUUGUUGAGAAAAAAAAAAGUCUUGUAAUUGUACCAGAAAAUUCUUGCCUUGUAAAUAGAGCAAUUCUCCAUUGUACAGAGAGACAUUGCAUUUUGAUCUCAUAUGGAGUAUAUUAUUGUAAAUCUGUUAUUUCAUUUUACUGCUGUGACUGACCACUGACUCAAUGUACCUGUUUAGGAAAUGGUCAUAUUGCUGCCUUUUUAAACUGACUGAAAAUAUUUUCCUCUGUCACUUUUCCUGGUACUUGCAAAGCUGUGCAGUUUCACCAAGUUCAUUUUUGUCUGUACAUUUAGGGUUUGUUUGUUUUAAUAUGCAUGCCUGUAUAUUUUAUAUGGGGUAGGAAUGGUGCAUAUUAGGGUGGAUGUCCUCCUGUGUCUAAAAAAAAUAAACUGACCAU